Cynara cardunculus var. scolymus (artichoke) is the source of this 2076-nucleotide messenger RNA. RefSeq names its product AMSH-like ubiquitin thioesterase 1. The record is from RefSeq and is a predicted model, not a curated record. Gene Ontology annotation, biological process: protein K63-linked deubiquitination; protein K48-linked deubiquitination. Gene Ontology annotation, cellular component: endosome; membrane. Bases 172 to 1728 code for a protein of 518 amino acids. Gene Ontology annotation, molecular function: metal-dependent deubiquitinase activity; protein binding; K63-linked deubiquitinase activity. The transcript has 14 exons. Lineage: Eukaryota; Viridiplantae; Streptophyta; Magnoliopsida; Asterales; Asteraceae.
UUCUCAACGGCGCCAUUGACUGCUUUCCCAGACCUUUCCUCAUAAACCUCCUCACAAAAUCCAUGAUUAGAAUCGUAAAUUGAUUCUCAGAGUGCUGAGAUUCUGAUUGAUCCUCUGAAGACGAUGCAAUUUUGUUCGAACCGGAAGUAGAAAACAGGAAUUUCAAACCCUAUGACGAUGAGGUCAUCUUCCGGAACAAUCAAUGUAGCUGCCAGCGCACAGAAGAUAAAUGUUGAUGAUCGAAUUUCCCUCCGUUACUACUACCGGAUCGCCGAUAACAUUCUCCGACAGGCUGCUAUCUUCCGAGAAGAGAAGAAUAUCAUCGAUCUAUACGUCAUGCUUCUAAGGUUUUCAAGUUUGGCUACGGAAACAAUACCAUUCCAUCGAGAUUAUAGAGCAUCUCUUCAGAGAGAUAAGCUUUCUCUCAAGAAGAAAUCAUUGAGUGCUCUAACUGAGCUGGAGGAUUUGAAGCCGGCUGUACGACAGAAGAUUGAUGAUUUAUCCAGAAAACAUGCAUAUCAAUCAAAUGGGUGGAGUCAUCUUCCUCAAACAAAUUUGUUGGAAUCAUCAAAACCUUUACCAGAGAGAUCUUCUGUUAGGAAGCAAACCUUGAUGAACAGUUAUAGCAUUGAUAAGCAGGCACCACAAGUUAAUGCUAAUGGGUAUGUGUAUCAAGAUACUCGGAUUCAGAUGAACGCACAUGCUAAUCCUCUGGAAGAGCAAGCUAGGCGAUUAUAUCUGAAUAUUCCUCGUGCAAAGGAGGAAACUCUCUCCAGACAUUCUAUUUUGGGCCCAAAUGGACUUCGUGGGCAAUGGCAAGCCCCUAGCAUCAAUAUUGGGGUUCGUUAUCCGAGCAAUAUAGAUUUGACACCCGUUGAAAUCCCCAGGGAGAACAAGCUGCAUCUUGUGGAGGAUGGUGUUUUGAUUGAAAAAAUUAGUAGCAACUUGGAGCAAGAAAAAUCAACUCUAGAAUCUAUUACUUUACCAAACAAUAACAAUCAGCCAUGUGUUGACGAACCUGAUUCCUUGAUUUCGUUUGAGGAAAAACUAGAAACCCCGAAGUUGGACAUAAUAAGACAGCCUUCCCCACCUCCUGUUCUAGCAGAGGUCCAAGAUUUGCUUCCUACAACCUCACCACUGGUCAAGGAUACGGGGCCUGGAUCUGGAAAUCCCACUGAUGGUGUUGUUUCUCCCCUUGAGUUACACAUAUCCACAAAACUGAUGGACCACUUCAUGAAAUUGGCAAAGUCAAAUACAAACAAAAAUUUAGAGACAUGUGGUAUUCUUGCUGGAUCACUUAAAAACCGAAAAUUCUAUGUUACAGCACUCAUCAUUCCAAAGCAAGAAGCAACAUCGGAUUCGUGUCAGGCUACCCACGAGGAGGAAAUAUUUGAAGUGCAAGACAAACGAUCGCUAUUCGCCCUUGGAUGGAUACAUACGCAUCCAACACAAUCUUGUUUCAUGUCAUCUAUUGAUGUUCAUACACACUACGCAUAUCAGAUUAUGUUGCCGGAGGCCAUAGCAAUCGUCAUGGCACCAAGAGACAGUUCAAGAACUCAUGGCAUCUUCCGUUUGACGACACCUGGUGGCAUGGGAGUCAUUAGAAAUUGUCCUCAUCGGGGUUUCCAUGCACACGAUGCACCUUCAGACGGCAAUCCAAUUUAUAAACAAUGUACAGAUGUUUAUAUUAACCCGAAGUUGAAGUUUGACGUGAUUGAUCUGCGGUGAUCUCCUACAGACGCCAAAGGGUACGUAUUUCGUCCUGAUGCAAAUACUUUGUAUAUACUGAAGAAUUUACAAAGAAACAUUUCCAUUGACGAUCUGAAAACUGAAAUCAGAAUGCUCGUCUUUGAGCGAAAGACUUUGAGAAUUUUUCUUAGGGAAGAAACAAUUCCAGUGAUAUUUGGAAAAGAAAAUCAACUUUGAAGAUGCAUGUAAUUUUGCAUCGAAAUUUAUAUUGCAAUUAUGGGUUGAAAUACCGGUCUGUAAUCGACUUAUUACUUUGUAUAUAUUGUGUGGGAUUUACCGCUUAUUUUUUGUUUGAAGGUCCAAUCAAUUCUCGAGAGUUGAUCCAUC